Molecule: messenger RNA, 2031 nt
Organism: Lagenorhynchus albirostris (white-beaked dolphin)
Lineage: Eukaryota; Metazoa; Chordata; Mammalia; Artiodactyla; Delphinidae
Product: zinc finger protein 239-like
Exons: 2
Coding region: 1-855 (284 amino acids)
Biological process (GO): negative regulation of transcription by RNA polymerase II
Molecular function (GO): DNA-binding transcription repressor activity, RNA polymerase II-specific
Source: RefSeq, a predicted model, not a curated record
AUGAAAGAGUCCUUACUAGUCCAUUGUGGAAAUUAUUUUAGCCACAAAUCUGGUCCCCUUGGACAGCAGAGAGUUAACUGUGGAAGAACACUCUGUGACUGCAGUGAAUGUGGCAGAUCCUUUAGCCUAAGGAAGUACCUCAGAGCACAUAGGAAAAUCCACAGUGGAGAAAAGCCUUAUGAAUGCAAGGAAUGUGCUAAAUCUUUCAUCCAAAAGUGGAACUUAAUUGAACAUCAGAAAAUUCACACUGGAGAAAAACCUUAUCGAUGCACCCAAUGUGGAAAAUAUUUUGCCCGCAAAUCCAAUUUCCUUGCACAUCAGAGAGUUCACACUGGAGAAAAGCCUUAUGAGUGCAGUGAAUGUGGGAAAUCUUUUGUUGCUAAGGGUGGCCUCCACUAUAAUGAGAGAGUUCACAAUGGAGAAAGGCCUUAUGAGUGCAGUGAAUGUGGGAAAUCUUUUACUGCUUGGUCAGGCCUUCAUGAUCAUCAGAAAGUUCACACUGGAGAAAGGCCUUAUAAGUGCAAUGAAAGUGAGAAAUGUUUUACUGGUAGUUCUAGCCUUCUUCGUCAUCAGAGAGUUCACAGUGGAGAAAGGCCUUAUGAGUGCAGUGAAUGUGGGCAGUCUUUUACUAGUCGAUCCUCUCUCUAUGAUCAUCACAGAGUUCACACUGGAGAAAGGCCUUAUGGGUGUACUGAAUGUGGGAAAGUCUUUAAGCAAAGACAGCUCCUCCGCAUCCAUAGGAAAAUCCACACUGGAGAAAAGCCUUUUCAGUGCAAGAAAUGUGGUAAAUCUUUCACCCAAAGGUGCCACUUGCUUAAACAUCACAGAGUUCACACUGAAGAAAGGGCCUUAUGAAUAUUGCGAACGUGGCCGGCAGUGAUAUUGAAGGAGUUUCGGGUGGUAAGAGAGUGAGAAGAACCCGUGCAGCUAAUGGACCCUUUCUAGAGAGGAAACUGAGACAUAGAGAUGAUGUGUCAUCUGUUUGUGAUCUCCCAGAAAUGGGCAGUGAUCUGGGCUUCAAUGCCAGGUUGCCUGGUUCAGGAUAUUGGGAGUCUGGUCACUUCACUCAUCCUCUGGCCCCACCUCCAGGUUUGGGGACUGAAAGAACACCUUGUCAAUCCUGACACUUCUGUGCCCCGACACCCACACAAGGAGCCCUGCUCACACCCCAGCCCCAUGCUGAUGGACAGGAUUAUCUUUUCUCUGGGAACAAAUAUUGAUGACUUUCCUGUGACUGACUCCAUUUAUGUAUCCAACAAAUCCAGUGCUGUGAUUCAGUUAUUAUUAUUGGCAUUUGUGAAAGAAGGGGUGUCCAGCUCAGAGAUGUUGAAGGACUUCCACAAGGGCUCACUAAUGCCAGAACUUUGAUAAGAGUGGUUCCUCUACACCCUGCACCCGUCCACUGUCUCCUCUCCUGCCCCUCCGAGCAGGGCCUCCACUUGCUGUGUCCUGACCAUGAACUACCCACAUCUGACAUCUGCAUCACUACCAGGGUCUCCAGCUUCAUUUUCACCAGUACACAUCUCCCGGAAACACCGUCCUGCUUGGGAAGUUCUCCACAGGGACAGCAGCACUAAGCCAGGCACUCUGGACUGGUCAUUGGUGUCACCCCAGAUUUGACAUGGACUCUACCGCCAUAUGCAGUGAUUCGUUUCUAAGGUCCUGUCCAUCUUUACAUACCCACCUCAAGAUGUCCCUGUUGCCCUGUUAUGUGGUUGACCCGCUCACUGUUAUGGGCAGUGUGAGGGACAUGGAAGGACUAAGAAUGUCCAGUGUGGCCCUACGUGACCUGGUCUCCAAGCAUCCUCUUCCUAAGCCCUUGAUCCAUUGCCUCACUGUUCCUCCCAUCCCUCCAGAAAAAGUGUUAACUCACCAAAAUGAUGAUUGUUAAUUAGCAAGAACUUGCCCUCCCUGCCUUGGGACCCACACUUGAUCAACCUACCUUAAAAGCUACGACUGAACGUAGGCUGACCCCUCCUAUGAAGACUUAAAAACUCAUGUACAGGGCUUCCCUGGCUGCACAGUGGUUGA